AUUGUCAAACAACGAGUUUUCUCCACGUAAUUCUAGCGUGCGGGGCUAUCAAAAAAAUAUUAAAUUUAUUGAAUUAACGACUUGCUUCCGGCAAUGUUCGCAUUUUAAAGUAUUCAGGGGUGCUUAUCACAAAUUCAUAAGUGCGUUGUGCAAUAAAUCCGCCAGGAUGAAGACUCUCGGGGCUCUUCUGGUGUUUUCGCUGGCGCUUGCCGGCUCGUUGGCCGUGGACAGGAACAAUUUCAAGAGUUGUGAGCAGUCGGGUUUCUGCAAACGCUUGCGGCCUUUCAAGCCUGAGAAGUCGCAGUAUUCGUUGAAUUUGGACACAGUAAUUGUGCACGGGAAUGUACUUACUGCGGAAGUCAACACUGUGGACACGGAAACUGAAAAGAGGAUUAUACUGUGGAAUUACGCCCUCAAACUGACGGCGUUAGUCGACGGUACCUUCCGAGUGGAGUUAGAUGAGGCGGACCCGCUGUAUCCCCGCUACAGGACCCAGCUGGCUUUGGACGGAGAACCUAAGGGAGACAGCCUGAAACUUGUGUCGAAUGAGAAAGGCGUGGUGACCGUUGUGAACGGUCAAGGCCAUAAGGUUCUCAUCACGGCGGAACCCUUCAAAUUGGAGUUCCUUGAUCAGGCCGGCGAUGUGUCAGUGGUGUUGAACGGCAACGCGCAACUCGUGGUCGAACCACUCAAGGUCAAAGAGGAGGGCGGUGAUGAAGAUGACAGCUCACGCGGCGAAAACUUCAAAUCUCAUCACGACAGCAAGCCGCGAGGCAACGAGGCAAUCUCUCUCGAUAUCACCUUCCCCGAGGCAGACCAUGUCUACGGUAUCCCCGAGCACACAGACAACUUCGCCCUUCGCACUACCAGCGGCGGAGACCCGUACCGUCUCUACAAUCUGGACGUUUUUGAGUUCGAGCUCAACAGCCGCAUGGCUCUGUAUGGCUCUAUCCCCGUCAUGUAUGCUCACGGAUCUAAGCGUACUGCGGGCGUUUUCUGGCACAACUCUGCCGAAACUUGGGUGGAUGUGGUCAAUCACGCUGAGGGCACUGUUGUCUCCUCAUUGGUCAAUCUGGUCACCGGGGGGCAGAAGAAGCAGGUUGAUGCCAGAUUCAUGAGUGAGUCCGGCAUUGUGGAUGUGUUCGUGAUGCUUGGCAACCGGCCUAAGGACGUCUUCAGACAGUACACACGACUCACUGGUGUGAUGCCUUUACCUCCCAAAUUCUCCAUCGCCUACCACCAAUGCCGCUGGAACUACGUGGACGAGAAUGACGUGCGACAGGUUGACGACAAUUUUGACGUGCACGACAUUCCCAUGGACGCUGUAUGGCUCGACAUCGAAUACACGGACAGAAAAAUGUACUUCACCUGGGACGCCGAGAAGUUCCCCCACCCCGCCGAAAUGGUCGCCAACCUAACCGCUAAAGGCCGAAAACUCAUCGCCAUCAUAGACCCUCACAUCAAGAGGGAACCUGGCUACUUCCUGCAUGAAGACGCCACUGAAAAUGGAUAUUAUGUGAAAGACAAGGAUGGGAAAGAUUAUGAAGGUUGGUGCUGGCCCGGCUCGUCAUCCUACCUAGACUUCUUCGACCCCAAAGUCAGCCAGUACUAUUCCGAGCGAUUCCAGUACAAGAACUGGCCUGGCUCUAGCAAAGAUGUCCACCUCUGGAACGAUAUGAACGAACCUAGUGUAUUCAACGGUCCGGAAAUCACGAUGCCCAAGGACUGCCGCCAUUACAAGCCUCCCCAAGACGGCCAUGAUGGACUCGCCUCUUAUUGGGAACACAGACACGUCCACAACGAAUACGGUCUAGCCCACAUCAGUGGCACCCACCAGGGCAUGUUGGACCGCGCCGACGGCAAAUACAGGCCCUUCAUACUCACCCGUUCAGCUUUCGCUGGCACUCAGAGAUACGCAGCCGUCUGGACAGGCGACAACAUGGCCGAUUGGGGUUUUCUGGCCGUCUCCAUUCCCCAAUGCAUCUCCAUGUCCAUCGCUGGAAUAAGCUUCUGUGGCUCCGAUGUCGGCGGAUUCUUCAAAUACCCUGAACCCGAGCUGAUGACCAGAUGGUACCAGGCGGGAGCAUUCCAACCAUUCUUCCGUGCUCACUCCCACAUUGAGACUAAACGUCGCGAGCCCUGGCUGUAUGAACCUGCCACCACCGCUCUCAUACGCGACGCUGUGCGCAGGAGAUACGCCCUCAUCGACUAUUGGUACACUCUCUUCUACGAGCACUCUGUGGACGGUCUGCCCAUCAUGAGACCCACCUUCCACGAUUACCCCGAAGAAGAGGAAACCUUCGACAUUCAGGACCAGUACUUACUUGGUGACGAAUUCCUAGUCCGCCCUGUGACUGAGCCCGGCGUUACUAGUGUCAAAGUGUACCUACCCGGGAAGGCAACCCGCACCCUCUGGUACGAUGUCGACUCGUACCACGCGCACGCAGCCAAUGGAUACUUCACACAGGACGUCAACAUCGCUAAGAUCCCCGUGUACCAGCGAGGCGGCACCAUCGUACCGCGUAAGGAGCGCGUGCGACGCUCAUCAGCACUCAUGGCGGCCGAUCCUUACACUCUAGUUGUCGCUUUAGACGCUAACAAUUCUGCCCACGGCUCGCUGUUCAUUGACGACGGAGAAACUUACGAGUUCAAAAACAACAAGUACAUCUACGCCCACAUCGACUACGAAUCCAGCGGCAUCACGUACUCUUUGGUGGAUUCUACCAACUACCCCACCCGCUCCUGGGUAGAGCGUAUCGUGAUCGCCGGCAUCAAGGCGCCGCCUAAAACCGCCAAACUCAUACAGGGUGACAAACAACUCGCUCUACAGAUGACUCUGCAUAAGGGCAACGAUGUCUUAGUUGUUAGAAAACCGGGCGCGAGCAUGGCGCAACCUUGGAAAAUUGUUUUCAGUUAUUAGAGACUGUUGUAUUUAUAACACAACGCUAAAAUCAACAUUAACUUGACUUUUUGAGGUUAUGUUACUUUAUAAAGUGUAAUUUUUGUCGUCAUUUGUCCAAAACUGCCAAUGACAAAUAACUUGCUCUACUCUGCAUAAGGGCAGGAAACACGAGCAUGGCGCAACCUUGGAAAAUC
Molecule: messenger RNA, 3096 nt
Organism: Leguminivora glycinivorella
Lineage: Eukaryota; Metazoa; Arthropoda; Insecta; Lepidoptera; Tortricidae
Gene: GCS2alpha
Product: neutral alpha-glucosidase AB
Exons: 21
Coding region: 167-2920 (917 amino acids)
Biological process (GO): carbohydrate metabolic process; N-glycan processing
Molecular function (GO): carbohydrate binding; alpha-glucosidase activity
Source: RefSeq, a predicted model, not a curated record